CCUGCACCUUAAAAAAAAGCGCUUGCUGAGCUGAAGGUCACUUAACACUAAAGCGUUCAGCUCUGCGGUCCAAUACGGCGCAUGCGCCGUUGCCCGAGGACCGCUUUGCAGACCAGACUGCAAUAUGGCGAGAAUGCCUGGCAGGGCAGUCCACUCAGAGUACACGCAGUGGAAGUCAGAGCCAGAGAACAUGAGCGUCCGGGAGAAAAGCGGCAGAGCAGGUGAUGAGGUGGAGGAGGAGGAGGAGGAGGAGGAGGAGGAGGAGGAGGAGGAGGGGGAGGGAGAGGAGGACAUCCGAGUGGUCCGGAUCACCGGAGACGAGGAGGAGGAAGAUGCCGAGCUAGAGUGGGAGUCUGAGUCGCUGGCGGACCCCAGGGGUUCAUAUGCUGCAGAUCGGGAAGUGGUCGUUGUGCGGAGUAUAGACCGGUGCCGUGGCGGGCUGGCGGGAGUCGAGGGGGCGGAACCGUGUAGCAGGACCCCUGAGCUCGAGUCUGAGACAGACAAGGAGUCCCCUCGUUCGGACCGGAACAGGCUGAGCGAGAACACGCGCUUGGCCACCCGGUACGCGGUCCGGAUCUUCAGGGAGUAUCUAAGCGACAAAGCGCAAAGUCCCGACUUCGAAACUCUGGGAAAGGAGGCACUGUGCGCUGUGCUGCGCUCCUUUUACGCAGAGGCGCGCUCCAAAAGCGGCCAGCUGUACAGCAAGUCCUCUCUCAUCAGCAUCCGCAGCUCGCUGAACCGCUACCUGAACGAGCCGCCGUACUGCCGCACUUUGGACCUCACCAAGGACCCCGAGUUGCGCGGUGCCAACUUGACCCUGGCGGCUGUCAUACGCAAACUGGAGGAGCAGGGCGCCGGACCAGUGGUCCAGAAGCAGGCCAUCACCCGCUGCGACCUCCGCACCCUGUACACCUGCAGCAACUUUGACGGCCAGACGCCCUUCGGACUGCUGAACAAAGUGUGGUUCGAGACCUGCAUGUACUUCUGCACCAGGGGGAGAGAAAACCAGCGCGAGUUGGAGGAGGACUCGUUUGGCUUGGCUGUGGACGACGACGGUAGGAAGUUCGUCUACUUUAAAGCCUUCGGGCCUUACCACAAGUCCCGCUCCGCGUCCUGGGCUAAGAAGCGCCCCGAGUCGGACGAGGACACGCUGCCGCGGAUGUACGAGACCGGAACCGAGUUCUGCCCCUACGCCAGCUUCGUGAGGUAUGUCUCCAGACGGAAUCCCCUCUGCCGUGCUUUUUUCCAGCGCCCCCGGGACCACUGCUGCCCCGGUGACGCGACGUGGUACGAGAACAAAGCCAUCGGUAAGAACCUGCUGGGGACGAGGAUGCAGAUGCUGUCGCGCGCCGCGAAGCUUUCAAAGACCUACACCAAUCACUGCAUCGGCGCCGUCUCCAUAGCGACGCUCAACAGCAUCGUGGGCGUCGGGUCCGAGGUUGCCGCGUUCUUCGUCUCCACCGAGGCGAUCCGCGGCGUCGGGCAGUCCCAGAUCCAGCUGGUCAUCCCGUACCUCCGGCAGGUGGCCGACUCUGUGGAUCUCCGGUCGAUAAGGGCCCUGAAGAGGGUCCUGACGCGGCGUCCCGCUGAGGAUAUCGAAGCCCCCCUCUCCAAGAAACUCUGCGACGGCUUGGAAGAGUCCCGCGGGAACUUGAAUGAGGAGACCACCGGUGUGUCAGAGAGACUUUUAAACGUUUCCGUUGGUGACGAACAGACGACCACCCUGACCACGGUCCCGUCACAGGACAGGCGGGGCACGAGCACCAUCAGCAGUAUGAGCUCCGCCUCCCCUGCACCUCCACCCCCCUCGGCUGGCAUCCCCACCGUGGCCCGGCUCACCAAAUCAAACGCACCCGUCCAUAUUGAUGUUGGGGGCCACAUGUACACCAGCAGCUUGGCAACGCUCACUAAGUUCCCAAACUCACGUAUCGGUCGUCUGUUCGACGGGACAGAGCCCAUCGUGCUGGAUAGCCUGAAGCAGCACUACUUCAUUGAUCGUGAUGGUCUCAUGUUCCGCUACGUACUCAACUUCUUGCGGACCUCAAAGCUCCUCAUACCAGAUAACUUCAGUGAGUACUGCGCGCUGUACGAGGAGGCCCAGUUCUUCCAGCUGGAGCCCCUGCAGGCGGAGCUGCGGCGCUGGAGGAGCGAGCGGCGGUCCGAGGCCCUCGAUGGACACGCGUGCAGCCGGUGCGUCGUGGUCCACGUGGCCCCUGAGGCGGGGGACCGGGUCUCCCUGAGCGCCGACCGCAGCGUCGUCCGCGAGGUGUUCCCUGAGCUGCAGGACGCUGUGCGGGUCUCCGGCUCUGGGGAGCAACCUACCACGCACGCCGUCCGCUUCCCGCUGCCCGCGCACUGCCGCCUCCACUCUGUACAGGUGCUGGAGCGGUUGCAGCAGAAGGGCUUCCAGAUAGCGGCGGCGUGCGGCGGGGGGGCUGACGCGUCGCAGUUCAGAGAGUAUGUUCUGCUCAGAGGCAAAGGAAGAGGCGACCCACAGCCCGUCAAACAGGAGCCACUGGAAUGAGUGGUUGUUUAACCACGGAGACCAGAGAACUCUAUGGCUUCCGAUCAGAAAUCCUCUCUUCCUAAUUAUUUCCAACCCUGUAAAAAUCAAGCAAUGGACAUUGGCCGACCCAAUUAUAAUAUUAAUGUUUUGUCCCGACUCUUUGAGUUCACGAUCUGUCAAAUUACAGAAGCAAUGUUUCAUAUAAGGGCACAUUUAAUUUUCUUACAUAAAACAUUUCAACAAAUUGGGGGGGAGGUGGCGUGGAUUUUGCUCCAAAAAUUAUUGUUAUUCCUAAAUUAAGUUCAAACAAGAGGGCCUUGCCAUGGUUUUAUAUAGGACACAUUUGUCACCAGGGAUUUAAAGUAAGGACGGGUUGUUAUGAAACCACUCUCAUUAUAAUAGCAGCUGAUGUAGAAGAGACUUAACUGCUAGCUUCUGGUUCUGCUGCAACUAAGCCAUAAUGAUGACAUCCACUUCACUUGGCAAAUAGUAUUUUUAUACCGCAAACAAAAAUGCAUAGUUGGAUUGUAUUUGGGAUUGGUGUUACAAAGGUAUUUCAUAGGGGUUGGUUACUCUCAAAGCACAUCCUUAGAAUUGUUAUUAUUCUAUUUUCCCCAAAUGUGGAUGAAUUAAUAUUUAAUUGACGUUUCAGGGAGUAGAUUAUUCACAAUUAAAUAGGACUGCAAAGCUAAAAGAGCAAAUCAAUAAAUACUUUGAGUAAGCUCCCCUCUAUGUUGCACCAGGUAAAAAAUGAAUUGCUGCUUUUGUUUAAUGGUCUAUUCAUAGUGGUUUCAUUUCCUUUAUAUAAGUUAUGUAUUUUACGAUAAUGCAAAGUAAUGGUGCAUGUUGUGAGACCAACACAGAAUCACAAAUGAUUGUAGCAUAUCAUUAUUGAAUAAUGCUUAACCUCAUAUAUUUUGUUGAUGAGGAUGGAAACAGAUUUUUGCUAGGUCAUGAUUAUUUUAGCAUUUUGAAAAAUAGACAUGUUCCAAGAGAUGGUGCCCAGGUUUUUUUUACCCUGGGUUAAUAUGCAUCAUUCCAGUUCAUCAAUGGAAGAAGCCCCAAUGAGUUUAUGAAAUACACAUAAGGAGCCAAGCUCAUUAGCUAGUAGGCAGCUUCCAUAGCAAAAAUGGACAACACCUUGAUUGAAGCAUUUGCAAUUAAUUAACAAAGAUACUCUCAACAAGUCACAUUUUAAGAAUAUUGUCAAUAAUUGUGCUUUCCGUUUUUUUUUGUAUAAAAGUGAAACUGCACCGUUUUUUUUGUAUAAAAGUGAAACUGCACACACGGCCUGAUUUUCAGGUUUCGCCAGGUGGUAUAUUUUUUCUCUUCAAACUUCAGCACCUCAGCUGCUGUUCUGAACCCAUAAGUCAUGCAUGCUUUAAAUUAGGAUUCAAACUGAAUAUUGUCACUCAAGCUCUUAAAACCUCUAGAAAUAAUACUGUUAAAUAAGUGGAGGAAACUGGAUAUUCAUGUGGACCACAAGCCAAUCAGUUGACUGAAAUCCCACCAACCCCACAGUUGGUUUUUCUCCCAGAUUAAAACUGCAGGAUUACUCUCAAUGAGAAUGAAUGAGGCAUGACUGGUUAAGAAAGUUUUCAUUAUUCAACGACUGUAAUGUUUUUCAAUAUUCAACCGACUGUAUUUUUUGCCACGGAAAUUUGUAAGACUACUAUUAUAAUACAAACCAUUUUUACAUUUAGUGCAUUUUUAGUGCACAU
This is a messenger RNA of Gadus macrocephalus (Pacific cod), 4227 nucleotides long. Its product is annotated as BTB/POZ domain-containing protein KCTD1-like. Gene Ontology annotation, biological process: negative regulation of DNA-templated transcription; protein homooligomerization. The coding region runs from base 125 to 2524 and encodes 799 amino acids. Gene Ontology annotation, cellular component: nucleus. Gene Ontology annotation, molecular function: transcription factor binding; transcription corepressor activity. The transcript has 5 exons. Lineage: Eukaryota; Metazoa; Chordata; Actinopteri; Gadiformes; Gadidae. The record is from RefSeq and is a predicted model, not a curated record.